AUGGAAGACAUGACGCCAGAUUUGCCAAAAGCCUGCUUUGAUGUAUUGCCGGCGGAGAUUCGGCAGUACAUUUGGAGCCUUUGCCUGCCAGAACGAACUAUCGAAUUCGUCUUUAAGCAUAGAGACGACAAACCGGCAGACGACAAACCGACCGUCCCCAACUGGGUAUGGGAAGCCCGCGUGCAUCACGCAGACCCGCUUUCAUGGUACAAACUUACAAGAGAAGCGUAUGAAAUCGCCUCAAAUCAUGGUUUCACCAACAAGAAACUGGAUCCAUUGUCCCUCAUUGCCGCCGGAAGCGACCCAUGCGCGCCGCCGGAUAAGUGGCUCAUCUCCUGGGACCUCAAAUCAAAGGGAAGAGAAGAUUUCAGAUAUAGUCCAUUGGAUGAGUUUUUCAAAGUAGUCGAGGACGAAAUAUCAAAAUCUAGUUCAAAAGCAGCCAAACCUCCUCCAUUUAUCUCCUACCGGGAAGCAUUCGACACGAAUCAACUACACUUAUUCUGGAACCGACCCGAGAGAAGAAAGACACCAAUCACCUUCCCAACAAAUUUAUUGCCGGAAUUCGGGAUUGAAUUCUGGUCGCCGGAGAGCUGGAAAGAACUUGAGAAUAAUGUUCACAAUCGCUACGAUCUUCUAGCAAUGGCCAAGAAUUACCAACGUACCGAUAAAUGGGCGUCUUUCACGAUUACUCUGCACGGCAAAAGACGUCGCAAACUGCCUCCCGGGCUAUUUGGCGAAUUUGGAGAGAAUCCAAUUCUAUUUGUCCAUCUUUAUGAUGAGGAUACUGCCUGGCAGCUACAAGAGCUCUACAAGAUGUGGCAAAAUGAAUCGCCCGCCCACGACGACCGAACUAAGUCCAUUUUUGAAUACUUGUUCCGCCGGCCAGAUUAUUUUAGGCCGGAACAUUGGGCGACUGUUCUGCUUGAUCGAUUUAUUAUAGCGACUUGGGCCGAUGAUCGAGCUCGGGGUGUUGUGGACGCGAAGGGCGCGUGGAGUCCUGCUGUCCCCGACGACGAACUGCCAGUCGUAAAGGAACAUAGACUAGUCUCCGGGAACACUUGGGGUAUACGGGUAGUCGCCGAACUACGAGCUCAGCCCCAGUGCAGCAAUUACGUGGUGUUCCGGGCGUGUUACAGAGGGCACUGUUGGGAGCCUAGCAACGGAGGUGAGUGA
This is a messenger RNA of Metarhizium robertsii ARSEF 23, 1173 nucleotides long. RefSeq lists its product as uncharacterized. The transcript has a single exon. Bases 1 to 1173 code for a protein of 390 amino acids. NCBI's taxonomy places the organism in Eukaryota, Fungi, Ascomycota, Sordariomycetes, Hypocreales, Clavicipitaceae. The record is from RefSeq and is a predicted model, not a curated record.